This is a messenger RNA of Ctenocephalides felis (cat flea), 1669 nucleotides long. Its product is annotated as epithelial discoidin domain-containing receptor 1-like. The transcript is spliced from 10 exons. The record is from RefSeq and is a predicted model, not a curated record. The coding region runs from base 1 to 1200 and encodes 399 amino acids. Gene Ontology annotation, molecular function: protein tyrosine kinase collagen receptor activity; ATP binding; collagen binding. Gene Ontology annotation, cellular component: signaling receptor complex. Gene Ontology annotation, biological process: multicellular organism development; protein phosphorylation; cell surface receptor protein tyrosine kinase signaling pathway. Lineage: Eukaryota; Metazoa; Arthropoda; Insecta; Siphonaptera; Pulicidae.
AUGGAAUAUUCUACGGGAACAAAUGGAUAUCGCGAUGAAGUAAAAUUCUACCAUCUGCCGCCUCCACCGCCUCCUGCAGGUGCCAGACCGCCUCCUGCAUAUGAUUCUAAUAGUACAUUUACUCCUAGCAAGACGGGAACGAUGAAAAGUGAAAAAAAUGGAAUAUCAACUAAUGGUCAAACUGAAAAUUACUAUGCUGCUACUGAUAUAGUAAAGACCGAAAGGCGGGAGCAGCAUUUCACACCCGGCAGAUUUACGACUAUCAAAUUACCAGAUGGUCCACCCCUGGAGGGUGUAGCCAGGCUAUUAGACUUUCCAAGGAGAAGGUUGAGGGCGCUGAAGAAAUUGGGAGAAGGAGCCUUCGGCACGGUCCAUCUUUGUGAAACAGAAGGCGUGUCGGAUUUUGGCAACUCGGCCUCCACGCUGCACAGGAAACAGCUGGUUAUAGUGAAAGCUCUUUGGAGGAAUACUUCAGAGCAAACUAAGCAAGAGUUUAUACGCGAGUGCACAUGGUUGGCCGGAGUGCGGGACCCGCAUUUGGCCCGAGUCGUCGGUCUCUGCGGUGACGAGCCGCCCUGUCUCUUGCUGGAGCAUUCCGAACUCGGCGAUCUGCCCGAGUAUCUCCGAUCUCAAACCGCCAAAGCGGAAAGUUCAACUUUAAGUUAUGGGUGCCUGAUCUAUAUGGCGACACAAAUAGCUUCAGGAAUGAAAUAUCUCGAAAGUCUAGAAUUAGUUCAUCGAGAUUUAGCUGCAAGGAAUUGCGUGGUUGGCAAAGAUUUGGCUGUAAAAGUGUCAGAUCAUGCUAUGUAUUGUGAUAAAUACGAAGGUGAUUAUUAUCGUAGUGAUACUAAAGCAAAGUUACCCAUUCGGUGGAUGGCUUGGGAAGCACUGCUAUUGGGGAAACAAACUCCAAAAAGCGACGUGUGGUCAUUCGCAGUGACUUUGUGGGAAUUGCUGACGUUGUGUGCUCAAAGGCCUUUAUCAGAACUUACUAAUGAGCAGGUUGUAGAAAACAGCAGUCGUUGGUACCGCGCCUCGGGGACGCAAAGAUUACCUCCUCGACCUGCGACAUGUCCACGGGAGUUGUACGACUUGAUGGCCGAAUGUUGGAAGAGAUCUGCCGCAGACAGGCCCCGUUUUUCAGAGAUACACCUGUUCUUGCAAAGGAAAAAUUUGGGCUACGCGCCGACACACGCCUGAGGCGGGAUGCGUCUUUGGAGGACGAAUACAGUUCGAACCUGAUAGCGACCUCCUCCUCUAGAAAGAAAUGGACGUUCGUACAACCGUACGUAUAAAAAAUAGAUAUAAUAUUUGUAAAUUUCUAAAAUAAUAUAUAAUUUACUACGACUGAGCAUAUGACGAAGAGCUGAGAGUUAUUAAAGUAUAAGUAACCAUUAAAUCUAGAUAUUUAAUAUAAUCCAUAAACAUCUCCGUGCCAAUACAUCGAGAUUUGUAUUGAAAUUUUCGGAUUUAAUUUAUUUAUUUAUUAUUUUAUUUAUUCGAUGAAGUUUUAGGCAGGCCCGGUAACUAUUGUCAUAUUUAUAAGUAUCACAAAAGCUUACUAAACGUAGGUGAUUAGAAUUAUGUAAAUACACAAUAAUGUUUCACGUUAGUGAUCGAUUUAAAAUUGUAGUAGUCUGAAAUGAUUUAAUAUAUGUUUAAAAAAAUC